Sapajus apella (tufted capuchin) is the source of this 2219-nucleotide messenger RNA. RefSeq names its product hyperpolarization activated cyclic nucleotide gated potassium and sodium channel 2 (gene HCN2). The record is from RefSeq and is a predicted model, not a curated record. The transcript has 5 exons. The annotation marks the transcript as partial. NCBI's taxonomy places the organism in Eukaryota, Metazoa, Chordata, Mammalia, Primates, Cebidae.
CAUGGGGAGCUCACCACCUCUUUUGCCUGGGAGAGGACGGGCGGUGGGCCCUCGGGGAUGGGGGGUCCCGGGGCGUGAGCAGCCGCCCACUGCCGCCCCUCCUGGUGCCCUUGCAGAACCACUCGUGGAGCGAGCUGUACUCAUUUGCGCUCUUCAAGGCCAUGAGCCACAUGCUGUGCAUCGGGUACGGCCGGCAGGCGCCCGAGAGCAUGACGGACAUCUGGCUGACCAUGCUCAGCAUGAUCGUGGGCGCCACCUGCUACGCCAUGUUCAUCGGCCACGCCACCGCGCUCAUCCAGUCGCUGGACUCUUCACGGCGCCAGUACCAGGAGAAGUACAAGCAGGUGGAGCAGUACAUGUCCUUCCACAAGCUGCCGGCCGACUUCCGCCAGAAGAUCCACGAUUACUACGAGCACCGCUACCAGGGCAAGAUGUUCGAUGAGGACAGCAUCCUGGGCGAGCUCAACGGGCCCCUGCGGGAGGAGAUUGUCAACUUCAACUGCCGGAAGCUGGUGGCCUCCAUGCCGCUGUUCGCCAACGCCGACCCCAACUUCGUCACGGCCAUGCUGACCAAACUCAAGUUCGAGGUCUUCCAGCCGGGCGACUACAUCAUCCGCGAGGGCACCAUCGGGAAGAAGAUGUACUUCAUCCAGCACGGCGUGGUCAGCGUGCUCACCAAGGGCAACAAGGAGAUGAAGCUCUCCGACGGCUCCUACUUCGGGGAGAUCUGCCUGCUCACGCGGGGCCGGCGCACGGCGAGCGUGCGGGCCGACACCUACUGCCGCCUCUAUUCGCUGAGCGUGGACAACUUCAACGAGGUGCUGGAGGAGUACCCCAUGAUGCGGCGCGCCUUCGAGACGGUGGCCAUCGACCGCCUGGACCGCAUCGGCAAGAAGAACUCCAUCCUGCUGCACAAGGUGCAGCAUGACCUCAACUCGGGCGUGUUCAACAACCAGGAGAACGCCAUCAUCCAGGAGAUCGUCAAGUACGACCGCGAGAUGGUGCAGCAGGCCGAGCUGGGCCAGCGCGUGGGCCUCUUCCCGCCGCCGCCUCCGCCGCAGGUCACCUCCGCCAUCGCCACGCUGCAGCAGGCCGUGGCCAUGAGCUUCUGCCCGCAGGUGGCUCGGCCGCUCGUGGGGCCGCUAGCGCUCGGCUCUCCGCGCCUGGUGCGCCGUCCGCCCCCGGGGCCUGCACCUGCUGCCGCCUCGCCGGGGCCCCCGCCCCCCGCCAGCUCCCCAGGUGCGCCCGCCAGCCCCCGGGCACCGCGGACCUCGCCCUACGGCGGCUCCCCCGCCGCCCCCCUCGCCGGGCCCGCCCUGCCUGCGCGCCGUCUGAGCCGCGCGUCGCGCCCAUUGUCCGCCUCGCAGCCCUCGCUGCCCCACGGAGCGCCUGGCCCUGCGGCCUCAGCGCGCCCGGCGAGCAGCUCCACGCCGCGCCUGGGGCCCACACCCGCCGCCAGGGCCGCUGCACCCAGCCCGGACCGCAGGGACUCGGCCUCGCCCGGCCCCGCCGGUGGCCUGGACCCCCAGGACUCCGCGCGCUCGCGCCUCUCAUCCAACUUGUGACCCUUGCCCACCGCCCCGCGCGCCCAAGCGGGCCGGGGGCGGGGCCGUCAUCCAGACCAAAGCCAUGCCAUUGCGCUGCCCCGGCCGCCAACCUGCCGAGAAGCCAUAGACAGACGUAGGUAGCCGUAGUCGGACGGACGGGCCGGUGGGGCAGCCCCCUCUGCACCCCCGGCCGUCCCCCCUCAUCGCCCUGCGCCCACCCCCAUCGCCCCUGCCCCCGGCGGCAGCCUCGCGUGCGAGGGGGCUCCCUUCACCUCGGUGCCUCAGUUCCCCCAGCUGUAAAAUGGAUGGGGCAGCCCAGUGGCCCAGAAGAGCCCGCUGUGGAGCCCCCCAACCCCCCACGGUGGCCCGCUGUCCGAUGAGGAUUGUUUUCUAAGUGCAAUACUCGGCCCGCUGGCUUCCCGCUGCCCCCAUCGCGCUCACGCAAUAACCGGCCCAGCCCCGUCACCUGGCGUCCCGCGGUGACCGCCGGGAGCAGCCGCCCGGCUCCCUCCAGCACCCGCAGCGAGGGGCGGGCUGCGCAGGGCGCGGGGGCAAGGCUGGGGUCCCGCCGCCGUGAUGAAUGUACUGACGAGCCGAGGCAGCAGUGCCCUCCCACGCCCCAUUAACCCCCACACCCCCAUUCCGCGCAAUAAACGACAGCAUUGGCGCCCA